AUGUCGCACAACGAAGACGCGGUCGAUUCGUCGACCAAUUCGGCCCCGGAUCUCCAGAUUCUGGGCGAUGAGGUGACUCUUCAGCCCAGUGGCUAUGUUGAGCCGCCUCCAAAGGCCAUCCCUGAAGGAAAGGAGGAGGCCUUGAUGGACAAGUUUGCCUCGUUCCGCUCUGAACCAUUUCAGUUCCUUCGUGAAGUGUCGCUCUACGUGUCUGGCCAGGGAUGGCGAGCGUACGAUCGCGUCAUUGGCCAACCCGUGUUUUACCCCGGAUUCUCGGAGAACAUCAAGAGCAUGGUCCUCUCGGCACCCCUUCUUCAGCAGCGCAUCAGCCAGCUCGCUGAGCAUCGCGUCGCCGUAGAAGAGCGGGAUGGCAUGCUCCCCCGGGAUGCCAAAGACUACAGUACCAAACGCUCUCAACGACUUAAUGAGAUUGAGUCCGGACUACAGGAGCUCGCAGAAAAAUGGACCGAUGACAUGAUUUGCAAGAUGGAGAGCAAGACGUUCAUCCGUGGAGCCUAUUAUCUCGUUACCCAGUUGUUGACGCGAGCCUAUCACCAAGGCAUUCAUGUCUCCAGCGAGGAAGUCUUGCGGUUACGCAAGGUUGCCGAGAUUGCGGCCAAGAAGAAGCAGAGCAUCGUCUUCUUACCAAGUCACCGAUCCCAUGUCGACUACGUCUCUUUGCAGCUCAUUUGCUAUCGGUUAGGCCUCACACUACCAACCAUUGUCGCCGGAGACAACUUGAACAUCCCCGUCCUAGGAAGUUUCCUCCAACAUGCUGGCGCCAUGUGGAUUCGAAGGCAGUUCGGAGACGAUGUUCUGUACACAACGCUGGUCCAGUCAUAUAUCGAUAUGCUGCUGCAGGAAGGCUACAACUUUGAAUGUUUUAUCGAAGGAGGUCGAUCUCGCACUGGAAAACUGCUACCGCCCAAAUUCGGCAUUCUCAGCUUUGUCCUUGACAGCAUCCUAUCUGGCCGUGUCGAGGAUGCUAUCAUCUGUCCUGUCAGCACUCAAUACGACAAGGUUAUUGAGACUGAGGGUUACGUCACCGAACUGCUCGGUAUGCCCAAGAAGAAGGAAAACCUAGCCGACUUUUUGAGUGGCGGUUCUUCAGUUUUGUCUCUCAAGCUGGGUCGUGUGGAUGUUCGCUUCCACGAGCCCUGGAGUCUACGAAAGUACCUGGAUGAGCAAUUGUCUAAACUGCCCAGUAUCCCAGCUGGCCUUGACACAGAGCACCAGCGCCCUGAGGUGAGGGCGGUUCGAGAGAAACUCUUGCGGGCUGUCGGCUACCAGGUACUGGGUGACAUCAACGCUGUAUCUGUGGUUAUGCCAACAGCUCUCAUCGGAACGGUUCUCCUGACACUGCGUGGGCGUGGUGUCGGCAGAGAAGAACUGAGACGCCGCGUCUCGUGGCUCACGGAACGUGUUCGUGCCAAGGGUGGUCGAGUAGCUCACUUUGGCAACGCGCCUUUAUCCGAAAUCGUCGAUCGCGGCCUCGAGGUGCUCGGCAAAGAACUGGUAGGCGUGAUUGAAGGCCUCGCCGAGCCCACUUAUUAUGCCGUCGACCGCUUCCAGCUGUCAUUCUACCGCAAUAUGACGAUACAUCUUUUCAUCUACGAGGCCCUGGUCAGUGUGGCCAUGUAUACCCGCGUGAAGCAGGGAGGCGGGCCACAGAUGCAGGACAUUCCCUUUGAUGAGCUCAGGGAACAAGUCUCUUUCCUGUCCUCAUUGUUCCGUGGCGAAUUCAUCUUCUCCGGCGAAGGCCUCGAUGUUAAUCUGGACAAGACGCUGCGAGGACUAGAGGCAGAUAACGUCGUCCGUGUUGACCGCGAUGCUGAGGGCAAUGUCACCAUGGUUGGUCUUACAGACGACGAGAGAAAGGCCGGAAGAGAAAACUACGACUUUUAUUGCUUCCUCAUCUGGCCUUUUGUUGAGGCAACAUGGUUGGCAGCGGUCUCGCUCAUGGGGCUUACGCCUCCCCUGGGCCAGAAUGGAGAGAUCUGGAUUGAACAGAACAAGGCAUACAACAGUGCCCAGCUGCUCGGCAAGACACUGUUCCACCAGGGUGAUCUCUCAUAUUUCGAGGCCGUCAACAAAGAAACCCUCAAGAACUCAUACCUCCGCUUCGAGCAAGAUCAGCUCCUCCACGUGGUGAAAUCCAAAGACCCAAAGAUCCCCCCACGAAUCCAGCUCGACGCUUCCUGGCGACCAUCCCGAGAUGCCAAGACCGGUGCUCUUCGCGCCGAUGGUAAGCUGUGGGACUUUACGGAGAAGAUUGCCAAGUCACGCCGUGAGGGCAAGAACCGUCGCAACGGCGCUACUGUCAGCAGCCGUGUCUUGCGGUUGACAGAUGAGCUGGGUCGUAAGCUCUGGGAGGAAACGGUCGAGGCCGAGCGGAGUGGAAAGGGCAGAGUUCCUAGUCGGCUCAGCAAUGAAGAGAAGGAAGCACUAGGAAAGAGUGUGAGGGAGGCCAAGAAGAAGAGGGAGGAGAGAGGAGCUCGGGCACAUCUAUAA
Fusarium keratoplasticum is the source of this 2511-nucleotide messenger RNA. RefSeq lists its product as uncharacterized. The coding region runs from base 1 to 2511 and encodes 836 amino acids. Gene Ontology annotation, cellular component: mitochondrial membrane. The record is from RefSeq and is a predicted model, not a curated record. The transcript is spliced from 3 exons. NCBI's taxonomy places the organism in Eukaryota, Fungi, Ascomycota, Sordariomycetes, Hypocreales, Nectriaceae.